This is a messenger RNA of Cottoperca gobio, 2323 nucleotides long. It is a transcript of the gene cbx7a, whose product is annotated as chromobox homolog 7a. NCBI's taxonomy places the organism in Eukaryota, Metazoa, Chordata, Actinopteri, Perciformes, Bovichtidae. The record is from RefSeq and is a predicted model, not a curated record. Gene Ontology annotation, biological process: negative regulation of transcription by RNA polymerase II. Gene Ontology annotation, cellular component: PRC1 complex.
UUGCGUGCGCGAGCUCGCAGACUCGGGCACGCACUCUGGGCGCGUUGUCCUCCUGUGCUGUGUUGAUGUGUCGCAGAUUUUUAAAAGUGAGGGAGGCAGGCAACUGGAGUUGUGAGUGAGGGAAGCGCAGAGACUCAGCGUCAGAGCAAGUGUUCACACCGGGAGCGAGCGGCGGCGUGACACUUUCCGGUUCUCAAUAACUAUUUUUAUUUCAACACCAGUUUGCGUCUUCUUUGGAGCGUGUGGAGCAGCGCGCGGCGAUGGAGCAGUCAUCUAUAGGGGACCAAGUGUUUGCUGUUGAGUCAAUAACAAAAAAGAGAGUGAGAAAGGGUAAUGUGGAGUAUCUACUGAAAUGGCAGGGAUGGUCCCCAAAGUACAGUACUUGGGAACCAGAGGACAAUAUUUUGGACCCGCGCCUCGUCCUGGCCUACGAAGAGCAUCAGGAGAAGAUCAGAGCUCUGGCCUAUCGCAGGAAAGGUCUCAGGCCCAGGAGGCUCGUCCUGCGGAACAUCUUUGCCAUGGACCUCCGAAGUGCUAACAAGGCCUCGGAGAAGCCCCCCCCUCGAUUGCGUCUGUCCCUCACCCGCUCCAUGAGUACAGAUGUGGACCAGGGCGAGCGGGGCAGCCUGUACCGUCGUCUAGCUAGGAGGAAGAGCAAGCAGAGGGUGUCUAAACGGGGGUCAGAGGGACCCUCAAACAACAGCAUCCUUCCACUGAGGAAGAUCGAGGAGCCCAUUGAGGAGGACUGGGGCGCCACCAGCGAAGAAAGCAACACUGAAGAGAGACAUGAAGACAGUUUAUAUGAGUGCAGCUCCCCGCCCUUGCUGGAGCGACAGGACUUAGAGAUGGAGGUGGAGGAGAAGCUGGACAUCGACCUGGCAGCGGUAAGCACAGAAAGAUGGACUGACGGAGCGGACGGGUGGACAUCUGACACGAGACAGAGCCAAAUGUUUGCGUGUGACCAAUCAAAAGACAGUGCUUCGGUGUCUGAGGCUCUACCAGAAGAUGCGGUUUCCGUGGGUGACAGGUCAGAUUGGGACAAAAGCGAGGAAGGUGUGGAGUGUCCCAGAUUACAGAGCCGUAAUUGUCAGAGCAACAACACAACCUCGACGAUAGCGAGCCUUCAGGGGAGCAGCGGCACGGCAGGUGACUACUUCACUACUGAGGAGGCGACAAAUGAGGAAGCGAGUGGCAACAAUCAGAGCAAAACCGGGACAUCGCCGGGCAGCCAGGCUGAUCCCGCCGCAGAAGAACAUCCUAUGAAGGUGAUUUCUACAGACGUGACUAUUAACUCUCUGACGGUGACUUUUAAAGAAGCGACGGUGGCUGAAGGCUUCUUUAAGGGCUAUUGAAUGAUGAGAAAGAUCAUAAAUAACCACAAUUAGACUUGCCACUCAUUUUGUACAUGUAAAUAGCUGUGUUUGUUAGUUAAUUCCACACGUUUACAACGCUACACUCAUUUCCUACUGAGUUCACUGAAGACAUUGUUGCCUUUGAAUAUAAAAAUGAGUGGUAAUUCUAUCAUUGUGACUCAUUUAUUAGGCGUCCAUUGCAAUCCAGAGGACUAAAUGGAUCUAAGUGGGAGGUUACAUUCCAGGGGUCACUGAGAGCGGGAGACAGAUGAUGAGACAGUAAACCUAACAGUCCACAAUACUACUUCCAUGCAGCUACUUUUUCCAGGCGUCCUUAGUGCUUUCCAGCCAGACAUCGGUCAAACACUCAAAUCUGUUCUUGGGGCCUGUUUCAGUCGCUCCUUUUUCUUACGAAUAAUGUUUUGUAAAGAUAUGCUCUUUUUUUCCAGUAUUCACACAGAGAUAACUGCAUGCCCUGUCAGUCUGUGCCACACAUGCACAAAGCCCUGUCCUGUGGUUUGUUUAAGAGGUUUAUUUCUGUCACAAAAGAAAUAAAACAAAGGAUGAAUGUCUGCCGCUUAGAUGAAGUUCUGCAUUUCAAGGAGGCUGGAUGCACAAAAAGAAGUACACAGUUGUGUUUGUUAUCUGUCUGUCCUUUUACUUUUCAAGCAUGAAAUGCUUCCUGGUUCUAUUUUUGUAUUACCAAUUGAUAGUCCACUCUUCACUAGCCUUUGUGCAUUUCAAAAGAGGAGAUAUCAGUUUACUCCGCCGCUGCUCUGCUGUGUACAAAUGGAACGUACGUUAGGUCCGACUGUAGUGAGCUAUUAUUUAUUGCAUGUCACGUGUAUAAGCUAAAUUAACUUAUGUCACUUAUAUGUGUCUUGCUCUGACAAAGAAGCUGUCAAACAUACGUCUUCUCUCUACAAAUGUAUUUUUAUUUCGACAUUUCCAAUAAAUAUGUACUAAAAUAA